CCAGAUUUUUUACAUUCCUGAGCACCUGCGUGAGAUGGGAAAAUGAUCCACGGUGAAGAGGGAAGCGGGGAUCAGCCUCCAGAAAUGCAGCUGGCCGGGAAGCUGGCCCUUUCGGCCGCAGCUCUGCUUUUGCUGACUUUGGCAUACAAGUACUAUCGGUCUCGGGUAUCUGCCGGCACCGUGGGAGGUGGCAGUGUCAGAAGCGAGGCUGGCAAGGAAGCGGGGCAAAGCAAACAGCUGGCGUGCGAUGGGACAGACAGAGAGGCAGUGGGCCAGGAGCUGAGGUACAGGCACGUCUUCAGCAAAGGGGCGAAGGCAAAUGGCGAGGCGGCCUAUCCGAGUGCGCACCUGGGCAGACCUGCUGCCGUGGUGGAGUCCAGGCUGCAAAGUGCACCUGUUGGCAGAGAGGUGAAGUUUCUGAAUGGGAAAGCAGAGAAGGAGGAGGGGAAGCAGAGAAAGGAAAUGAGUCAUCUAGGAACCGGCCUGCAACCUGACAAAAAGCAGUCCCCGCCGGAGACAGAGGAGGAGGCAGAAAAGGAAGAAGAAACUGCAGGUACGGUUUUGAGCGACGCAAGUAGGGCUGGGGCAGCGGAUGGGCUAGCAGCGACGCAGCCAAGGGGGAGGCCAACUUCUCUAGGUCUGCUGAGUCAAGGUUGUGACGUGGGCAGUUCUGACAGUGGCCACAAGGGGCCAUGCCUGAAAGCCGACCUUCGCCCUGGUCCUCCCGAUGAGCAAGCAGGGCUCGAUCCUCCUGCAAAUGGGAACAGGACCCCCUUAGAGAAAGAGAAGGGGCAGGUGUGGGGAGAAGACAUGGAUCAGAAGUUAGCCCAGAUGCAAGAGGUGCAAGUGGGACGAGAGGCAAUCCAGUCCUUCCGUGCAACUUCUGACAUGGGCCUGGCUAUAAACCAGUGCAAUGGGCACUCCAACACCGCCUAUAACUUCUCCUCUGUGGCAAAGGUCCAAGUGGAGGAGAACAUCAUUAAAGAGAGGCAGCCGAAAGAAGGCAGUUGCGGGGAACUGUCCUUAUCAGGGAGCGGCCUGAGAGGCAAAGUCUAUGACUACUAUGUCCAGUCCGUCUCCCAGUCCGUUUCGGAUGCAAGCCCCUCCCAUAGAACUGCAGUCACACAAAUGGUCCACAGCCCAUCUACCAGUGACCCACCCCAUGAGCCAGAGCCAUGCCUGCAUCAGACUUCGACAACAGAAGACGAGGAGAACAGAACCACCCUUAAGGAAGGGCCAGCCCCAUCUUCUGGUGCUCUGCUCCCACAGGAUAAUGCAAAUGCCACUCAACAUGUAGACCCUAAAGAGAUGACUAAAGAAGCAAGUGGAUGCCGGGAGCCUCCAGAACUAGCACACGGCUUCAGCCGGAAAGGCAGUUUCCAUCAGAUUGCAGAAAACCCAGAGUUUCAGGUGCAGAUGGAGGGGUUUGGUUCUUGGGCACCUGGAGAAUCAAGCUGUAGCACUCCAGAUCUCAGUCCCGUCCGCUCCCCCUCAGUUUCUUCCCUGGUCGGAUCUAUGCAGAGCCUCUCGGCUGACACGACUGUGGCGCCCACCGUGGAGCUGGUGGCUGGUGCCAGGUUCUGCCACAUCCCACUGAAUCCAGAGUCCUCCGUAGACAUCCGUUUGGAUCUGGGGAACUGUUACGAGGUCCUGUGCAUGGCCAAGAAGCAGAAGCUAGAGAGAGUUCAGGAAGCAGCCUAUAAGGUCAUGAGUGAGAAUUACCUUCAAGUGCUCCGAACCCAUGCGAUCUACGGGCGCCUCAACGCCCUGGAAAGGGACCUGAUCUUGCAGAGGAGGAUGCGGGGGAAGAAGUACGUGGCUGUUGCUGAUGUCAGCUCACAGGAUCACAGCCGUGGCGCAGGCAGACUCUGUUAUUAUGAUGACCAGAGCGACACUUGGCACCCACUAACACACGUGCCUAUGGAAGUUGUCUCCAGGGGUUGCGCAGUGUGCAACAUGUUCAACUAUCUCUUUGUGGUGGCUGGCUGUGAAGGGCAAGGGAAGAACCAGAAGCCUUCCAACCGGGUCUUCUGCUACAACCCGCUGACGAACAUCUGGCGAGAGAUCUGUCCGCUGAACCAAGCCAGGCCUCACUGUAAGCUGGUCGCCUUGGACGGCUGCCUCUACGCCAUUGGAGGGGAAUGCCUUUACACUGUGGAGCGCUACGACCCACGGUUGGAUCGCUGGACUUUUGCAGCCCCAUUGCCCAAUGACACCUUUGCCGUGGCCCACACGGCCACCGUGUGUGAUGGGGAGAUCUAUGUGACAGGGGGUACAUUGCGGUACAUGCUGCUGAGGUACGUCAGCCGCUCAGACACCUGGAAGGUCAGCCUGACGGGGGGGAGCAAGGACAGGACCACAGAGAUGGUAACCGUCAAUGGCUUCAUCUACCGGUUCGACUUGAACCGCAGCAUGGGCAUCAGUGUCUACCGCUGCAGCGCCAAGGCGAAGCUCUGGUACGAGUGUGCCACCCACCCCAUGCCUUUCCCAGCUUGCUUUCAGUGUGCCGUUGUCGAUAAUCUGGUGUACUGCAUCAGCCGGCAGUUCAAUAUCCGCUUCCUUGCGGAUUAUGUCUCACCGCGAUUCGGGACCAAGGAAUUACAAAACUUCCCUUCCCCGAGAGGGACUCUUUUCCCCGUGCCGCUUUUGCUGCCCGACAGAGGGGCGGCCCAAACAAGAGUCUGACAGCGAUGGCAGAACUGCCGGAGGGCCCUCAGGAGGCAAAGCCGGUUAAUUCCACGGGUUCCGUGCCGACGGUCUCCUCCCGCUAGCUGAUUUCCACGCAUCUGUCAAGGGAGAUGGAGCUACAAGCGGGUUGGCAGCGUCUGUUUAUUUUAAGAUACUUAAAUCCUUGUAAAUUUGCAUGCAAAUUAAACGCAGCCUUUGGGGUCUUGGACAGUCGCCAAUACAGACCUCGUUAGUGCAAACUUAGACAAACUCUGUAUAAGCCGGAUGGCACGAUGCUGCCACAUGUUGUCAUGAUCUGGAACACUUUGGAUGCG
Heteronotia binoei (common prickly gecko) is the source of this 3002-nucleotide messenger RNA. RefSeq names its product kelch domain containing 7A (gene KLHDC7A). The record is from RefSeq and is a predicted model, not a curated record. Gene Ontology annotation, molecular function: protein binding. The transcript has a single exon. NCBI's taxonomy places the organism in Eukaryota, Metazoa, Chordata, Lepidosauria, Squamata, Gekkonidae. The coding region runs from base 43 to 2685 and encodes 880 amino acids.